This is a messenger RNA of Amphibalanus amphitrite, 3253 nucleotides long. RefSeq names its product dnaJ homolog subfamily C member 10-like. The transcript is spliced from 13 exons. The record is from RefSeq and is a predicted model, not a curated record. NCBI's taxonomy places the organism in Eukaryota, Metazoa, Arthropoda, Thecostraca, Balanomorpha, Balanidae. Bases 100 to 2481 code for a protein of 793 amino acids.
AUUGUAAACACAUUACAAGCGAUUCCGCCCCGGCCUAUUCCAUCCUUUUUGCAGAAUGGGCGGUGCAGACUUAUAUGUUAAAUAUUAGCAAUUAUUAAAAUGAAAGUGCUUCAAAGUGUCUCUUGUAUUUUAUUUGUUGCUCUUGUAUCACAAUUUGUGGGUGGAGAAGAUUUUUAUAAAGUUCUGAACAUUAGUAAAGAUGCCACUAAUAGAGAACUCAGAAAAGCAUUCAAGAAGGCUGCUCUUGAAUAUCACCCUGACAAGAAUAAGGACGACCCAGAGGCGCACAACAAGUUUCUGCUCAUCAAUCGUGCCUACGAGACACUGAAGGACCCGGACCUGCGCAAACGAUACGAUCUGUUUGGAGAGGAGAGCGGCAGCAGCGGCAACCGGCGCCAGUAUCAGUCCUGGAGCUACUACCACGACAACUUCGGCAUCUACGACGACGACCCGGAGAUCAUUACACUGGACCGCACUGAGUUCGAGCAGACAGUGGUGCAGGCAGAUGACAUCUGGUUCAUCAACUUCUAUUCCCCCGGCUGCAGCCACUGCCACGAUCUGGCGCCAGAAUGGCGCCGCAUGGCCCGGGAGCUGGAGAAUGUGAUCCGCGUGGGUGCGGUCAACUGUGCCGAGGAGCGCUCCCUCUGCCGACAGCAGGGUAUUCACGGCUACCCGACGCUGCUCUUCUAUCCGGAGAGGGAGCGUUACGAGGGAGACCGGAUCGCGGAGCGCCUGGUGCGUCACGUGCUGCGUCGGCUGUCGGCGGCGCCCAUCGACGUCGACGCGUCGAACGUGGCGCACCUGAGCCGGCGCAGCGCCGUGCUGGCCGAGCGGCCGUGGCUGCUGUUCUUUGAGGGCGGCGAGGAGCGGCCGACGCCGGCCUCAGAGGACACCCGGCUCAAGGUGGCGGCCAUGAUGGACGGCGUGGUGAACGUGGGCCAGGUAUCGUGCGCGGAGUCGGAGCUGUGUGACACCCUGCGGCCACCCGGGGCGGUCGUCUACUACCCGGCCGGGGAGGUGACUGCCGACAGCGGACAGACCAUCGACAGCCUGGACGCCCAGGAGAUAGCGGCGGCCGCGCUCCGGCUGCUGCCGCCGCUGCCCACACUCACCGAGGAGGAGUAUCAGUCGAUGCGCGCCUCUCUGCGGAAGGACCGGGACGGCGGCGCUCUACCGUGGCUAGUCGAGCUCGCCGCCGACCUGGCACCAACUAUGGAGCUGGUCCGACUGCCCACACUGCUCUCCUCCACAUCGUUCGCUCGACUCGACUGCUCGACACUGGCGCAUCUGUGCAAACAGCUACACGUGUCUAAAUACCCGGCGUUUGUGCUGUUCAAACCGGCGGCGCGCGGCGGGGGUUAUGAACUGUUCCACGGGCGUGCCACUGCACACCGUGUGGCGGCGUUCGCUCGGGACGCUGCCGCGGCCUCUCUGAGCGUGCUGGGUCCGGAGGAGCUGGAGUCGGCACUGCGGGACGGCCAGCCGCGCGUGGUGGACUUUUUCGCCCCCUGGUGUCCGCCCUGUAUGAGACUAAUGCCGGAACUGAGGAAGGCCAGCGCGCAACAGUCGGCUCUGCCGUUCGGGUCGGUGGACUGCACGGCGCACGCGGCGCUGUGCUCGCGCUACAACAUCCGCUCCUACCCGACGGUAAUAGUGUACAACAAGUCGGAGCCUCACGUGUACCGCGGUCCGCACACCGCCGCCGGUCUGCUCGACUUCAUAGAGGACACACUGAGGCCCGCAGUGGUAGCUCUGAACGACCCCGUGCAACAGGAGCUGGCCCGCCGCCGGCCGGCCGACCAGCUCUGGGUGAUCGACUUCUACGCCGGCUGGUGCGGCCCCUGCGUCCAGUUCGCUCCCGAGUACCGGCGUGCCGCCCGGCUCCUGAAGCAGCACAACGUACCGGCCGUAGUCGCCAUGGUGGACUGUGCCGAGCACAGGACAUUUUGUGCUGAACAGGACGUGCGCUCUUACCCGACCGUACGGCUGUACCGGCCAGGAAAAGGUGGCCUGCACAGCUACAGCGUAUACUCUGGUCACCGUGACGCCGAGUCGCUGCUCGACUGGACGCUGCGCUUCCUGCCGGACCCCGUCACGGAGCUGGCAGAGUCAGAGUUCGUGCCGCGCGUACUGGACGGUCCCGGCCCGUGGCUGGUGGACUUCUACACGCCCUGGUGCGGUCACUGCCAAAUGUUCGCGCCAAAGUUCCAGCUGGUGGCACGGUCGCUGGAGGGAGAAGUCCGCUGCGGCAAGGUAGACUGCCAGCAGUACCCGCGACUCUGCCAAAACGCCGGUGUACGGGCCUACCCGACGCUGAAGGUGUACGAGGGUGGCGGCCGACUGGACAUGGUAGGCACAGAAGUGGUCAGUCUGGAGCCGGAGAAAAUCGUCCGCUUUGUGCGCGGACACCUGGUACAGGCUGCGAGCGGCCAGCGGCGGUCCAGUCAGGCGGGGGAACGACAGCCGAGAGAUGAGCUGUGACCACCGGCUCCUCACGCCUCCCGCGUCUCUAGCCGGGCGGAAUCCUAGAUCUUUGUCUUGUUCACUUCACACACGUUCAAGAACUUAGAACGAGCUCGUUCUGUAUUUCUGAUAUAACUUUUUAAUCAUCACGUUUUUCUUAUUGUGACCAUAUUCACAUGUCGCUGAUGUUUGUAUUUUAGUGUUGGGUUAUUUCUGUUCACCCUGUGGCCACUGUGUGCUCCAGAGUGCCAUGCCUUGUGGUACACCAACACUGACAUACACUCCAACUGCGUGGCGAGACGGCGAGAGACAGUCCUGGCCGUGCUCUCGCGUUCCGAUAUGAUCUGAUCCAUAUGGUGCUAGCGCGUCAGCCCAGCUGCCGUGCCUUAGGGGUGGUUUUGCCUUCGGCAUGGUGCGAGUCUUCCAGUCAGAGAUUAUGCAGCAGCAUUAAAUGAACAAGGUAUUAGAUCUGUUUGCCGCAUUAACUACAUUGUGCUUAUCCACUCGGUGAGUAUUUGCCGUCUUCCGUUUGUUGAAUACUUAUGUGGUGAGCUCCUGGAUCCAAGUGAUGCAUUUGUGAUACACAUAACUAUGAACCGGUUCGCUGUGUAUUCUCCUGUAAAGACGAGUCAUUCCUCCCAAUCGUAUUGCUAGCAUUUUGUGGUCCGCGUGUGCAAGUAAUUUAAUGAUAGCGUGUUCACAUGAUGCACCGUGGUAUGCUGUUAGCUGGACCAUGACCAAGUUGCUUGUGUUUUCUGAUGUUUAUAAUAAAAUAUAACCGUCAUGAUCA